AUGUAUGCCACGGCUCUCGGCGGUGCGUGCGACAGAAGUGUCUAUCGCACAGCAAACAAUCUCCCACUCUCUGCGCCGCUGGUUUCUUACAAUUCUCCCAUUCGCAUGACCAGUGAGACAUUGGGCAAGGUUGGUCCAUCAAUGUGCCCUACAGGACCACAGCGACAGCCAGUCCGCGUUUUGUUAAUAUUCCUCGCCGUCAGGCGGUGUGGGAAAUGGAAAGUCCGGAAUUUUACUUACUAUACGGCGCAUACUUUAGCAACGGAAAAGCCCCAGCCUCCUGUUUUUGAAUGGAGAGAAAAUGGCCAAGGCUGUGCACAAGCACCAGGUUAUUCUUCAAUUGGCCUAAUUACUGCGGAGCUAGAUAAUCGUUGA
Messenger RNA from Penicillium vulpinum, 375 nucleotides. RefSeq lists its product as uncharacterized. Bases 1 to 375 code for a protein of 124 amino acids. NCBI's taxonomy places the organism in Eukaryota, Fungi, Ascomycota, Eurotiomycetes, Eurotiales, Aspergillaceae. The transcript has a single exon. The record is from RefSeq and is a predicted model, not a curated record.